GUUGAUAUCUGGGGUAUUUUCCGGGGUUAAAUCGAGCUACCUACGUUCAAUCAUGCUGCUUCGUGGGCAUAAUAAUCUACAUCGAUCAUCGCAGCUAAGUUAGCGUCAAAUAAACUCCGUACCAAACGGAAAAGCCAUCUCCCAUCCGUAGCAUCAACGGAUGAUAACCCUCCGAUAACCGGUGCGGGGAGAAGCAACGGAGCAUCAAAACCCAUGGCGGGGUUCCGGAUAUACCCUCUUCCCGGGCUAUAUGAACCGACUUUUCCUCUCAUCAAACGCCAUCACCACCCAUACUAUUCCAUCCCAUCAGUACGAGCACAUCUACAUCUACACCACACCAUGGCUCCCAAACUCGCCAUCCUCGAUGACUACCAAAACAUCUCCCCCCGACACUUCGCCCACCUCACCUCCCGCGUCGACAUCAGCUACUUCCCCGAGACCUUGAACCCGCGCGAUACCGCCCAACAGAAACAGCUCAUUCAACGCCUCCACCCAUUCGAAAUCAUCGUCGCCCAGCGCGAACGCACCCCUUUCUCUAGAGAAACCCUCUCUGCCCUCCCCAACCUCAAACUCCUCCUCACCACCGGCACGCGCAACCUCGCCCUCGACACCGCCUACUGCUCCGAACGAGGCAUCCCCGUCGCCGGCACGCAGCGACGACCCCCAGGCAUCAACUCCACCGUGCAACACACCUGGGCAUUGAUCCUGGGCGUCGCACGCCAUAUCGCGCGGGACGACGCAGCCAUCAAACGCGGCCAAUGGCAGGGAUCACUCGGGAUAACACUCGCGGGCAAAACCCUCGGAUUACUCGGAGUGGGCAAAUUAGGUGCCCAGGUGGGACGGAUCGCGGUACAGGCAUUCGGGAUGAGCGUGAUAGCGUGGUCGACGAACCUGACGCAGGAGAAAGCGGACGAGCAGGCGGCGGCGAUGGGAUUACCGGGGGGGAGCUUCAAGGCCGUGCAGGAGAAGUUGGAGUUCUUUCGACAGGCGGACGUCAUUAGUUUGCAUAAUGUAUUGUCGGAGCGGAGUCGGGGGAUAGUGGGGCGGGAGGAGUUGCAGGCGAUGAAGAAGACGGCGUUGUUGGUGAACACGUCACGGGGGCCGUUGGUAGAUGAGACGGCGUUGUUGGAGACGCUGAAUGCGGGCGGGAUUGCUGGAGCGGCGUUGGAUGUGUUUGAGGCGGAGCCGUUGCCGGUGGAGAGUGUGUGGAGGACGACGGCGUGGGGGAAGGAUGGUCGGAGUGAGGUGCUUUUGACGCCGCAUAUGGGGUAUGGUGAUGAGCAGAUUCAUGGGUGGUAUGAGGAGGUGGCGCAGAAUUUGGAACGGUGGCUGAAUGGGCAGGAAUUGACGGUGCGGUUGAAUUGAUUGAUUAUUGAAACCUAUAGUACUUAUAGUUCUUGGACAUAUGUC
Molecule: messenger RNA, 1410 nt
Organism: Aspergillus sclerotioniger CBS 115572
Lineage: Eukaryota; Fungi; Ascomycota; Eurotiomycetes; Eurotiales; Aspergillaceae
Product: D-2-hydroxyacid dehydrogenase family protein
Exons: 1
Coding region: 340-1365 (341 amino acids)
Molecular function (GO): oxidoreductase activity, acting on the CH-OH group of donors, NAD or NADP as acceptor; NAD binding
Source: RefSeq, a predicted model, not a curated record